This is a messenger RNA of Aspergillus alliaceus, 366 nucleotides long. RefSeq lists its product as uncharacterized. The coding region runs from base 1 to 366 and encodes 121 amino acids. The record is from RefSeq and is a predicted model, not a curated record. Lineage: Eukaryota; Fungi; Ascomycota; Eurotiomycetes; Eurotiales; Aspergillaceae. The transcript has a single exon.
AUGUCUGUCUCUCACCUACUUUCCUCGGCACUAGGGGCUGCGCAUCUCGUUAUCGGGAUCCUCUCCUUGGGCGCUCCUAUCUGGACUACGGUUACACUAUAUGGCGUUACGCCAGAAAAGCCGGUUGCAAUGGCUACUCGCAUCGGCGGUUCGCGUGACACUCUCCUAGGAGGGUGGCUUCUCUUCUUCUGCGACGGGGACGAGCAAAGAAGACUGUCAGUCCUUCUCUCCCUGAUUAACGCCACGGACGCUGUUAGUGCAAUUAUCUGUUGCUCGGAAGGAAACAUGCCUCUUCCGAUUAUGAAAAGCACGAGAGCUGCAUCUGUCCUACUUGUUGCACUUGGGACUCUCGCAUGGUGUUUGUAA